This is a messenger RNA of Debaryomyces hansenii CBS767, 1515 nucleotides long. RefSeq names its product DEHA2F00352p. The transcript has a single exon. NCBI's taxonomy places the organism in Eukaryota, Fungi, Ascomycota, Pichiomycetes, Serinales, Debaryomycetaceae. Gene Ontology annotation, molecular function: transmembrane transporter activity. Gene Ontology annotation, cellular component: membrane. Bases 1 to 1515 code for a protein of 504 amino acids. Gene Ontology annotation, biological process: transmembrane transport. The record is from RefSeq and is a predicted model, not a curated record.
AUGUCAAUGGAUACCACUGAAAAAUUGAACACUUAUGUUCAAGUAACUCAUUUCCUGUCAAAGGAAGAAUUAAAGAAUAUCGAUGAAGCUUUUAAGUUUAGUUUAGAGACUGAAUGUAUGGAUUUAGAUCCGUCAAAAGAAAAGAAAUUGGUCAAAAAAAUUGAUAUGUUUAUUUUACCUAUAAUGUGUAUAUUGAUGUCUUGUCAGCUUAUGGAUAAAUCUACAAACUCUUAUGCAUCUAUUGUUGGAUUAAGAACUGAUUUAAACAUGACAUCUCAAGAAUAUUCUUGGGUAGGGAGCUCGUUUUAUCUUGGAUAUUUGUUCUCCGAGUAUCCUGCCAAUAUGCUUUUGCAAAGAUUUCCACUUUCAAAAACCUUGGCACUAGCCGUUGUAUGCUGGGGAAUUAUUAUCUGUUGUCACGGAGCUUGUCAAUCAUCAGCAAGUUUCUUACUUUGUCGUACCUUAUUGGGCAUAUUUGAGGCCUUUAUGGAUCCUGCAUAUAUGCUUAUGACAUCUCAAUGGUACCGUAAGGAAGAACAAUAUAUCAGAUGUGGAAUUUGGCUUGGUUUACAAGGUUUCGGUACAAUGCUAGGUUCUGGUUUAGCCUAUGGGGUCUACAAACAUGAAACUUUGUUCCACUUUGCUCCAUGGAGACUACUUUUCGUUGUUACUGGAGUAAUCACUAUUGUUUUUGGUUUAGUCUCCUUCAUUCACGUGCCAGAUAUCCCAACUAAAGCUUGGUUCUUGAAUGAAGAGGAAAAGAAGUAUGCAGUUGAGAGAAUUAGAAAAAAUAAGACUGGGUUUGGUAGUAAGGUUUAUAAACCUACACAGUUUAAGGAAGCGCUUACCGACCCAUGUAUCUAUUUGUUCUUUUUUUAUAUGUGUGGAUAUGGUAUUACAAAUGGUUCAAUUGGGAAUUUCGGCUCAAUUUUAUUAAAUGAAGAAUUUGAAUUUCCUACAGGCCAAGCGCUACUUUUGAAUAUGGUAGGCAGUGGAGUGGAUAUAGUUUUUCCGUUGUUCUUUGCAUACGUGAACAAAAUUUUAAUUCCAAGCAGGUUAGCAACGAGUUUCCUCAUAAACAGUAUAAUUUAUAUUGGAAUAUGCUUGAUAGCAUUUGCGCCACAAAAAGGAGCAAAGUUAACAGGAUACUUCGUUAGCUUUUUAACUACUGCGAGCUGGGCUUGUAUGAGCUCUGUUGUUUCUUCGAAUGUCGCUGGUCAUACAAAGAAGAUUACCGCCAACACUACUUUCUUGAUUGGGUUUUGUGUUGGUAACAUUAUUGGUCCACAAGCUUUCAUAGGAAGUGAAGCUCCCAUUUAUAUUACUGCUAAAAGAGUAAUGGCUGGUACCUAUGUGUUAACCGUUGUCAGCGCAGGUUCGCUACUCGUUAUCUAUUACCUCAGAAAUAAGAAGAAAGACCAAUUGCAAGGUACGAGCAAUUCUGAAGAUAACGCACAUUUGUCUUUCGGAGAUCUAACUGAUCAAGAAAACCCAUCUUUUAGAUACGUUCUCUAA